AUGGGAGCACCAGUGCUCCUUUUAGCCCUGACCCUAUUCCCAGUUGCAGCUGCAGCAAGCCUGGAACCUCACUAUAUGGUGGUGUUCCCUGCUGUCAUUCACCAUUCCCAAGAGGAGAAGCUCUACAUUCACCUCAGCUCCCUGACUGAGGCCGUCCACCUGGCCGUCACCUUGCAGGCAACCCAGAAUCACACACUGGUGGAACAAGAUGUGGAGAAGCCAGGCACUUUUCAGUGCAUCACCUUCCAGGUGCCAGAGUUCAUUCCCAGAAAAAGAGAUGAUUCCACGUCACACCCAGAGGUGGUGGUUUUUCUGCAUGUCCUGAUCCACAGUGGGGACAAUGUGCUCUUUGAGGGUCGCAAGAAGGUUCUGGUGAAGCCCCAGAAGAAUGUAAUACUGGUAGAGACAGACAAGGGCUUAUACAAACCUGGCGAAACAGUGAAAUUUCGAAUUGUGAAUCUCGAUGAGGACCUUAAGGUCAUUAAAAAUGAGUAUUCCCAGAUAUGGCUGCAGGAUCCUGAAUAUAACCAUAUUGCUGAGUGGUUGAAUGUAAAGUCAAGACAUGGCAUUGUGGAUCUAUCUUUCCCCCUGGCCUCUGAAGCACCCCUUGGGAAGUAUACCAUCUCAGUGCAACAAGACAUGGCUCAAAAAACCUUCAGUGUUGAUAAAUUUGUACUGAAAAAAUUUGAAAUAGAGAUUGAGCACCCUCCAUUUAUUGCUACAGCAGAUGAGGAAUUUCAGCUGAAGGUCUGUGGCAAGUAUACCUAUGGGAAGCCCGUUCAAGGGAAAAUAGGUAUUACUUUUAUCACAUUAUCCCAGUUCUUGGAAGACAAUUUCUCAAAUUCUACUGGGAUGAAGAAGCAAAACAGCUGGGCAAACAAGAAUGGCUGCACUACUUUUACAGUGAAGACAGAGACUCUGGAAUUAAAGAAAACUGACAGCUGCAUAAUUGUGGUAGGAGAAAUGGUGGAAGAUGGAACAGGAGCAAAGACUAUAGAAAUAGUUAAACUUCCUAUUGCAACAAGAAUGAAGUCUAUAGAAUUUAUCAACCUCCAUUCAUUCUACAAACGUGGACUACCAUACACAGGAAAGAUGUUCUGCCACAGUGACAAUUCUCCCCUCAGAAAUGAAACGGUCUACCUAAGAGUUGACAUCAAUGAUGAGGAGACACAUCUAUCGUUCCUCACAGAUGAGAACGGGGAAGCUCACUUCUCACUGGAUACCACCAGCUGGAACAGCACACUGGUUUCUCUGAAGGGUACCUACAACCUUGGAAAUGACGAUGAGCAAGAUUCUUCAGAAAGUUACACAAAAGUUGAGGAUAGCUUCCACUGGCUGAAACCUUUCUACUCUGAGAGCAACAGCUUCCUUGAGAUCAAGGCCAGGGAUGAUGAGAUGCCCUGUGAUCAACAGCAGGAAGUACAAGUGGAUUAUAUCCUUGACCGGAAUAAACUCAGCUCUGAAGCAGAUCACAUUGAUUUCUACUACUUGGUGAUAGCAAAAGGCAAGAUCCUUUUCAGUGGAGAGAAGCAGGUGCCAAUUAUCCAGCAUGAGAAUCUGCAGGGCUCCUUCUCAUUGACGCUGACUAUUGGCAAUGACUUCCUGCCUGACAUCAAGCUUCUACUGUAUGCAGUCUUCUUGGAUGGAGAGGUGGUGGCUGACGUGGAAGACUUUCAAGUAGAAAAGUGCUUUAGGCACAAGGUGGCACUGGACUUCUCACCCAAGGAGGAAGUCCCAGAUUCAAAAGUCAGUCUGGACCUCAAGGCUGCUCCGGGGUCCUUGUGCUCUAUCCAAGCUGUUGACAAGAGUGUCCUUCUGAAGGAGAACAACACCCUAACAGCAGACACACUGUAUGAGAAUGUCUUUGAUGACAGCUUUACAACUGGACAACGAGGGUACCCUUAUCACUUGGAAGACUUUGAGGCGUACCCUUGUCUGCCCCAGCAGCCCAGUCUCAGCAAAAAGACUUGGAUGGGAGCACCAUGGUACCAAAAUGAUGCUGAUGUCUUUAUUCUGUUUAAGAAAUUGCACAUGAAAAUAUUAACCAAUACUAGAAUCAAGAAACCAGUUUCCUGUAUGAUACCAGGCUUUGAGAAAAAGAUGUAUUCUGGAAAAGACAAUGUUGUUGACAAUCAGGUUGGCCACAGUGAUUCUGCACCUCGCUCUGAUGACAAGAAGACGCCAAAACCACGGACACUUUUCCCAGAGACCUGGAUUUGGGAUUUGGUCUCUGUUGGGGACAACGGUCAAGUGUCUCUCCAAGUUGCUGUACCUGACACCAUCACAGAAUGGAAUGCCAACGCCUUCUGUGUUGCUGAUAUUGGCUUUGGGUUCUCACCUCUGACUACUCUUAGGGUCUUCCAGCCUUUCUUUGUGGAUCUGUCACUGCCAUACUCUGUGAUCCAAGGAGAGACUUUCAGCCUAAAAGCCACUGUCUUUAACUACCUCAAGGACUGUAUCCAGGUGCGCACCACCCUCACAGAGACUCCAGAACUAAAGGUGGACGCCUGUCCAGGCUGUCAGUUCACCAGCUGCCUCUGCGCCAACGAAGCAAAAACCUUCGUGUGGAACGUGACAGCCACCAGGCUGGGCAGAGUGAAUGUCACUGUGAGCAGCGUGGCAGAAGAUUCACACGAUCUGUGUGAUAAUAGGAUCGCUGUGACACCUUUGCAAGGAGAGAGAGACACAGUGAUAAAACCUCUGCUUGUGAAGCCAGGAGGUGUCCUACAAGAGAAGACCCAAAACGCCUUUCUCUGUGCUGCAGAUAACACCGUCUCUGAAGAGUUCUCCCUAACUCUGCCUGCAGAAGUGCUGGAGGGAUCUGGCCGAGCCACUUUCUCUGUGAUUGGGGACAUCAUGGGCCCAGCACUUCAAAAUUUAGACCAGCUGCUAGGGAUGCCCUUUGGCUGCGGUGAACAGAACAUGGUUCAGUUUGCACCAAACAUCUUCAUACUCCAGUACUUGAAUAAGACUAAACAACUGGACCCAGAAAUUGAAGAUAAAGCACUGAAAUUCCUGAGAACAGGUUACCAGCGUCAACUGCUCUACAAACAUGAUGAUGGCUCCUACAGUGCCUUUGGGAAAGCUGACAACCAGGGCAACACAUGGCUGACAGCUUUUGUAGCCAGGUCCUUUGGACAAGCCAGUUCUCACAUUUACAUCAAUAAGGAUCACGUGCACAGCGCUCUGCUCUGGCUGCAGAAGCACCAGCUGCCCGGCGGCUGCUUCCAGAGUGUGGGGAAGCUCUUCAACAAUGACUUGAAGGGUGGUGUGGACGAUACAAUCUCAUUAACAGCUUAUAUCACUGCUGCCCUCAUGGAGCUCCAUCUGGAGAAGAAUGACACCAUGCUGGAUAAUGCCUUACAUUGCCUCAAGAAUGUAACACUUGAUAAGACAAGCCUUUAUGUUAAGGCCUUGAUGGCUUAUGUCUUCACACUGAGAAAGGACAUGGAGAUGAGAAAGCAGCUCCUGGAUAUGCUAGAGAAGGAAACUGCAGAACUCCUGACAUCACAUUCCAGGAGUAAAGAAUCUUCUUCUUCUAUGAUUGAGACGGUAGCCUACAUCCUCCUGGCUCAUGUCUCCGCACCAGACUUUGCACUCAAUGAAGCCUCAGUGAACAAGCUUGUGCACUGGCUCAGCAGACAAAGAAAUGCCUUUGGCGGAUUUGCUUCCACACAGGACACAGUUGUUAGCCUGCAGGCCCUUGCUCAGUAUGCAGCGCUGAUUCCUCAGGAGAUCAGAGAUGUGGAGGUGACAGUGAAAGGCAAGGAGGCUUCUCCAUUGGAGUUCCAUGUGCACAGGAACAACAAGUUGGUCCUGCAUCAGGCACCUCUCCUUGCAGUCCCAGGGAUGUACACAGUGCAGGCGACCGGCAGUGGCUGUGUUUACGUACAGACCACUUUGUACUAUAACACCCCACCACCAAAAAGAGAAGAGGUCUUUGUCCUGGAUGUGGAAACAGUACCAAGAGAAUGUGAUGGUGUCAGGAAACAGCUUGACAUCCAUGUGUCUGUCAGUUAUGUAGGGGAACGUGAGACCAGUAACAUGGCCCUGGUGGAGGUGGAGAUGCUGUCAGGGUUCAUUCCUGUGAAGAGAUCUGUGAAAGCGCUGGAGAAGGUACCCCUAGUGAAAAAGACAGAGAUGAUGGAACCAAACAAAGUCACAAUCUACUUGGAAGAGCUCGGUAAGACUUCUCUGAAGCUUAACAUCUCAGUGCAACAAGAUGUUGCAGUGCAGAACCUGAAACUGGCAACAGUGUAUGUCUACGACUACUAUAAGCCUGAUGACCGCGCAGCAAGAGAAUACGGUUUCCCUUACAGUUCAGCCUGUGGCAAUCGUUACCUGUUUGCUCGAGUCGGUUUCUCGAGGGUGAAGCCGCAAAACCAGUCUGCCCGGCGACCGGAGGAGACGUCUGCUCGGAUUCUCCUGCUCUUCUUGCGCUUGACAAAGGUCGGGAACUCGCAGACGGGGCCACCUGGGAUGUCGCUGGCGCACGCUGAGAUCGGCAGCGUGGGUUAUGCUCCGGGCUGGCCCGUGUUCUCAGGCUCGGACUGCGCCGGGAGCUGGUUUUCUGCCUUCCUUUCUGCUGUGCUGUCAUCCCCGCCGUGGUGUUCACAGGCCUUUGUAUCCCUCCGUGUCUGCUUUUGA
This is a messenger RNA of Haliaeetus leucocephalus (bald eagle), 4647 nucleotides long. Its product is annotated as alpha-2-macroglobulin-like protein 1. The coding region runs from base 1 to 4647 and encodes 1548 amino acids. The transcript is spliced from 38 exons. Lineage: Eukaryota; Metazoa; Chordata; Aves; Accipitriformes; Accipitridae. The record is from RefSeq and is a predicted model, not a curated record. Gene Ontology annotation, molecular function: endopeptidase inhibitor activity. Gene Ontology annotation, cellular component: extracellular region.